AUGGUGUCUGUAGAUUCUGUAAUGCAUAAGUUAUCUUCUUUGUCAUGUUCAGGUUUUGUAGGUGUGGAUUCAGCGGGUCUCAGUGGUAAGAUUUGUGUGCUGUGGUUUACCCCAAUUCUGAUUGACCCUCUCUUGGUUUCUUCGCAUAUAAUAUUGUGUCGAGUUGUGGAAAAUUUGGUUAUAAAACAUGUCUUAUUUCUGUAUGGGGCGCCUCAAGUUUCUGAUCGUAUGAUUGUGUGGUCGGAAAUUUCUGAUAUUUUAGCUUCUUAUCCGAAUGUUGUGUUAGUUGGCGAUUUUAACCAGGUUGAAUAUUUAUCGGAUAAGGUCGGAGGUAAUCUUGAUAUUCCAGGUCGUCAUGAUUUUAUACAGUGGAAAUUGGACAAUGGGUUACUUGAUAUUCCGUAUUCUAGACGUUCUUUCACCUGGACUAACGGGAGAAUAGUUAUGGACCCCACUUUUGAGAGAUUAGAUAAGGCAUAUUCUACUUCCCAUUGGCUUCAGGAUUGGUCGGCUACCUCAGUUCAUCACCAGCCCAUUUUGUUUUCUGAUCAUGCGGCUAAUAUUCUAUAUGACUCUUUGCCUUCUGGUAGAUUCAAACGUCCUUUUAGAAUUGAAAAUUGGUGCCUACACUCUGUGGAGGUUGCUGCUAUGGUUCAAAAUACUUUUGCUGAACAUAUUCCUGGGUAUCUUAUGUUUUCUUUGUCUAAGAGACUAUGUGUUCUUCGUUAUCUACUAGCUUGGUGUGUUUCUCAUAAAAAGGUGUGGGGCAUUGAUUGGACAGCUUUGGUUGCGGAUUUCACUAAUGCUUCUGUUAGUCUUGAUUCACGGAGUAUUCGUUUUCUGGCCCGGCGUCGGAAGAACACUAUUCUAGGGCUUAAGGACAAUGAAGGUACCUGGCUUUUGGGUGCGGGGGAUAUUCGUUCUUUAGUUCUUAAUUUUUACAGGUCCUUAUACAGUAGGAGUUUGGAUCGACCUCCUAUUUCUCAAUUCCCUUGGGAUUCCCUUGACCUCCCUUCUUUGUCUGAUAGACAUCGUCAGUCUCUACUAAUUCCCUUUUCAACUGAUGAUAUUAGGCAUGCGAUGUUUAGUAUUGCUGAUGAUAAAUCUCCAGGACCUGAUGGUUUUACUUCAGCUUUUUUUAAGACCUAUUGGAGUGAGGUGGGGGAUCAGGUGGUGAAUGCUGUCCAGUUCUUUUUUGCUCAUGGCUAUUUACUUAAGGACUGGAAUCGGACAUUCUUAGUUUUGCUUCCUAAAGUUGAUCAUCCUGAACUUGUUUCUCAAUUUAGACCGAUAGGCCUCUGUAAUGUUCUGUAUAAAUGCAUAGCUAAGUGUCUUGCUCGCCGUCUACGUUGGAUACUACCCGACAUUGUGUCGGAUUUUCAGAAUGCCUUUGUUCCUAGUAGGUUGAUGUCUGACAAUUGCCUAAUGGUGCAUGAGAUUCUUUCAUUUAUGAAUGCUUCCAAAGCUAGAAAACGUUUUUAUGCGGCACUGAAGCUAUACAUGAAUAAAUCCUAUGACAGAGUUGAGUGGGACUUUCUGUGCCAGGUUCUUCAGAGGGUUUUCGUCCUUAACGUGGUCUACGUCAAGGAGAUCUGCUAUCUCCAUAUCUGUUUGUAUUAUGCAUGGAGGUUCUUUCGACUAUGCUGCGUAAUGCAGAAUCAAAAGGCUUUUUUCAGGGUGUUGCAGGUGCUCUCUGAUUUUUGUGAUAUUUCAGGUCAAAUGCUUAAUUUUCAAAAGUCGUUUGUCAAGUUUAGUCCUAAUACUCCUGAGGAUUACCGAGCUUAUCUGUCUGGUUGUUUAAAAAUGCGCUCUGAAUUUAGAUUGGGAUCUUAUUUAGGACUUUCUGUUGAUUUAGGUCGUAGUAAAUGCUCUAAGUUUGGUUUUCUCUUGGACAAGGUGGUUAAACGUCUACAGGCCUUUACACCUCUCCGGCUUUCGCCGGCAGCUAAGCUUGUUAUUAUCAACUCAGUGCUCAUUGCCUCCUUUAAUCACAUCCUGUCUGUUUUCAAAAUUCCUGAUUCUAUAUGUUCCAGAAUGGAUAAUUUGUUAGCCAGGUUCUGGUGGAAAUCUUCUUCUUCUAAUCGAGGGUUGGCUCUUCGGUCUUCGUCGUUGUUCCAUCUUCCGAAGAGUUUAGGAGGAUUGGGAAUUCGUAGUAUUUCCCCUUUUAAUUCUUCCCUGUUGGCGAAGCAGAGUUUGAGAAUUAUUCAGUGCCCUCAGUUGUUGGUUUCUCGGCUUCUGUCGGCGAAGUAUCCGGUUCUUCGUUCUACUGAUUUGUUUCCGGCUUCUCGUCCCUCCUGGGGUUGUAGGGGUCGUAUUUCAGGGGGUCCUUGCUGUCGAAGGGUUUGUGUUGGAAGCUCUGCUUCUAGAAUUCUUUUGUUGGAUCGACCUGUGCGUUUAAUGGAUGAUUUUGUUUACUGGAAGUUUGCCUGGGAUGGUGUUUUUACAACGAAAUCUGCGUAUGCCCUUCUUUGUGAGCCUGGGAUCAGGUGGAAAAUAUUUGGAUGGAAAUUGCUAUACGACGCGCUUCCUUUGGCAUCUAUUCUCAAUUCUCGAGGUCUCCCUGUUGAUCCAGUUUGUGCCUUUUGUCAUAUGGAUGUGGAAUCUGUGUCUCAUACAUUCAGAGAUUGUCCUGCUAUCUGUACUAUUUGGCUGUCUGGAGCGUUGGACAUCCAAUGGGAUCUUAUGCAGUUUCCUCCAUUUAGUAUUUGGUUCUCAAGAACAAUUUCUCUCUUUUCGUCUUCGAGAAAUUGGAAGGAUAUUGCUUCGUUAUUUGCUCUCCUUUGGGCGAUUUGGAUUUCGCGGAAUCAUUUGAGGUUUAGGAAAGCUGUUUGGUCGCCUGGGUCAAUUGUUGGCUUGGCGUCAGUUUAG
This is a messenger RNA of Chenopodium quinoa (quinoa), 2868 nucleotides long. RefSeq lists its product as uncharacterized. Bases 1 to 2868 code for a protein of 955 amino acids. NCBI's taxonomy places the organism in Eukaryota, Viridiplantae, Streptophyta, Magnoliopsida, Caryophyllales, Amaranthaceae. The transcript has 6 exons. The record is from RefSeq and is a predicted model, not a curated record.